ACUCUUGAUUUUUUCCAAAUUAUCACCAAAAAAACAUUGUAAACGAAAUCAAAAUGUUCAAAUUAAUAACUCUUGUUAGCAUGAUUGCUUUUGUUUCCGGUCAUGGAAGCAUGACUGAUCCAAUCAAUCGUAGUUCUCUUUGGCGUGUAGACCGUUCUGCUCCUGCUAAUUAUGACGAUAAUGGUCUAAACUGUGGUGGUUCCUGGGCUCAACAUGGCACCUACAAAGGGAAGUGUGGAGUAUGCGGGGACAAAUAUGGCCUCCCUCAUCCACAACCAAAUGAAAACACUGGGAAAUACGGCGGUGGAAAGAUUGUCAAAACCUAUUCAUCCGGACAACUUAUUGAUGUAGAAGCAGUCAUCACAGCUAAUCAUCUGGGUAACAUUCAAUACCACAUUUGCAAGAUCACAAAUUCAAACCUUCCGGAGUCGGGUGAAGAAUGUUUUAAACUGUUGCCAUUUGCUGAUGGUAGUGAUAAAUUAAUCAUUAAAUCAACACAUAGAGUUGUGAAGAGCAAAGUUCAGCUGCCUAAAGGUCUUAAAUGCAACCAUUGUGUCCUGAGAUGGACUUACACUGCCGGCAACAAUUGGGGAAGAUGCCCUGACGGUUCAGGAAAAUUGGGUUGUGGACCUCAGGAAACAUUCAGAUCAUGCGCAGACGUUGCUAUUGUUUAAAUUAUUCCUACAAGAUUGUUAUAAACAUUUUAGUUAUUGUUACGUUUGUUAUUAUUGCAAAGGCAUUGCAAGUUAAAUUUAUUAGAUAAAUAAAUAGAUUUAGAAUAGAGCAUCAA
Messenger RNA from Dalotia coriaria, 790 nucleotides. RefSeq lists its product as uncharacterized. Lineage: Eukaryota; Metazoa; Arthropoda; Insecta; Coleoptera; Staphylinidae. The record is from RefSeq and is a predicted model, not a curated record. Bases 54 to 674 code for a protein of 206 amino acids. The transcript is spliced from 3 exons.